Molecule: messenger RNA, 2255 nt
Organism: Cebus imitator (Panamanian white-faced capuchin)
Lineage: Eukaryota; Metazoa; Chordata; Mammalia; Primates; Cebidae
Gene: CD3D
Product: CD3d molecule
Exons: 5
Coding region: 1653-2168 (171 amino acids)
Biological process (GO): positive thymic T cell selection; cell surface receptor signaling pathway
Cellular component (GO): membrane; alpha-beta T cell receptor complex; external side of plasma membrane
Molecular function (GO): transmembrane signaling receptor activity
Source: RefSeq, a predicted model, not a curated record
GGGGCCUCAGCAGGGCUGCAGGUGCAGAUGCCUUUUGUUUUUCUGUUAAGGAGUAGAGGGUGGAGGUGGUGAGGAAGGAGAGGGAGAGGGUGCUGGAUUCCCACUCAGAGCUCAUCUUGCACAGGCACCCGCAGUGGAUGCUGGGUGGGAGAUGGUCCUGGGACCUCUUCUUCAGGAGAGAGAGAAAUAUCCCUGUCAUUAGUUGUUAGGAUUGUAGCCAGUUGUUACUCGUUGCUAGUUGUUGUUGCUAUAGGUAAUGAAUUUAGGAGGGGUUCUCGGCUGCUUGUGGCUGGACCUCUGAAUGGAAAGCCGCCUCAGUCCAGGCCUUCAUUCAGGAUUUUUUUUCACCGUUUAUUUUAUCUUAUUUUAUGAUGGAGUCUCCCUCUGUCGCCCAGGCUGCAGUGCAGUGGUGUGAUCUUGGCUCACUGCAACCUCUGCCUCCCAGGUUCAAGCGAUUCUCCUCCCUCAGCCUCCUGAGUAGCUGGGGCUACAGGCACAUGCCAGCACGCCCAGCUAAUUUUUGUAUUUUUGGUAGAGACUGGGUUUUACCAUGUUGGCCAGGUUGGUCUCCAACUCCUGACCUCAUGAUCCACCUGGCUCAGCUUCCCAAAGUGCCAGAAUUAGAGGCGUGAGCCAUGGCGCCCACCUUCACUGUUCUUUUGAGGUCAUGAAAGAGGUGCCUGGAAGGAAAUAGGUGGAACGAUUCCAAGAAGACGGGCACCACAUUUUCAGGGGUCAGAGCUGGGACUGAGUAUCCAGGAUCUCAGGGCCCUGUCUCCCUCAGCCAGUCAGUGAGUGAGCCAACAAAAACGUGCAGAGGUCCUGAUAUGUGCCAGGCACAAGAUACAGCAGUGAGCAAGACAGGCAUGGCUCUGUCCUCAGGUAAAUGACAGUCUAACUGCAGCAGUGUGAAGCAUUUCAGAUCCUUGUUGGCCACUGCUGGAGAAGGUCCAUUUGUCUCCCCGGGAGGCUCAAUAUUGCCUGUGAGUCAAUUAUAUUAUUAUUAAUAACUAGCCCUUAUUGAGCACAUACGAUGUGUGAGGCACCAAGCAAACAUCCUUGUUUGAAUCUUUACAUGGGACUAACGAAAUAAGGCUCUGAAAAAUUUCAUGGCUGGCCCAGGCCCCACAGGUAGGCAGUAUUGGACCCAGGAUUCAACUCUUUGGCUGAGGUCUCUAAGGCCCAGCCUCUCACUGGCAAGAAGCUGCUGGAUCUCGUGUCCCCAGUUGCCCAGCGAAGGGUCCUGAGAAAGACCAGCCUCCAUGAGAAACCUAGCUGCUAUGGCUUGUGCUAUGGGGCUGAUGGCUUCUCUCAGGGAGCUUUGGGAUGUAGCAGUUUUUAGGUGGUGAGUAAAUGUAGUUGCAUUGUGAGUAGGGACUCUAAAGUUCCGGCUGCCUUUUCCAUAUUCUCUGCCAGCUCCCUGCUGAGAGAUACAGCAAUUUACACCUGCUUCCUUCCUAACCUACUCCUAGCCCACCCCCACCCUGACAGUCUCCCGUCAUCAACGGCAGAAAGCAGAGAAGCAGACAUCUUCUAGUUCCUCCCCCACUCUACUUUUUCCGGUACCUAGAGUCAGUUGGGGGAGGGCAGCUCUCACCCAGGCUGUUAGUUCGGUGACCUGGCUUUAUCUACUGGAUGAGUUCCGCUGGGAGAUGGAACGUAGCAUGUUUCUGUCUGGCCUGGUACUGGUUACCCUUCUCCCCCAAGUGAGCCCCUUCAAGAUACCUGUAGAGGAACUUGAGGACAGAGUGUUUGUGAAUUGCAAUACCAGCAUCACAUGGGUAGAGGGAACAAUGGGAACACCGCUCGCAAACAAUACAAGCCUGGACCUGGGAAAAGGCAUCCUGGACCCACGAGGAAUGUAUCAGUGUAAUGGGACAGAAAAAUAUGCCGGCAAAGUAUCUACCGUGCAAGUUUAUUAUCGAAUGUGCCAGAACUGUGUGGAGCUGUAUCCAGCCACCCUGGCUGGCAUCAUUGUCACUGAUGUUAUUGCCACUCUACUUCUCGCUUUGGGAGUCUACUGCUUUGCUGGACAUGAGACUGGAAGGCUCUCUGGGGCGGCUGACACACAAGCUCUGCUGAGGAAUGACCAGGUCUAUCAGCCCCUCCGUGAUCGAGAUGAUGCUCAGUACAGCCGCCUGGGAGGAAACUGGCCUCGGAACAAGUGAACCUGAGACUGGUGGCUUCUAGAAGCAUCUGUUAUCGACUAUAUCUUUCCUUCUUAGUUCAGCCAAUAAAUAUAACCUCUUUUACUU